UUUGAGCGCAUAUAAUUGAGUGUGGCAUAUAGUAAAAAGGAAGAAGGCGAAGGCGAAGGCGCAGAGAAAAUUCUUGAUAACGCAGCAGAGAAACAAAAAGGAAUCACUCUCAGCUAAGCCAUAACAGGAAUGGCUCCAAAGCGCAACAUCAGCAUCCAAAACAUGAUACCCAACCCUCUCUUGGAGGCGCAGGCCAUUAUGGGCCUCGCCACCAACAAGAACCUUCGGAGGCUCCCUCACGUCUUCACCACCGUCCUCGAGCUCCCCUUCCGCGCCGAUGCUCACGUCUCCGUCCAUGAGUCCCCUCACUGCUUCCGCUUCACGGCCGAGACGGACGCCGUCGGCCACGUCCAAGCCCACUCCGUCCAAAUCCAUCCCGGACUCACCAAGCUCGUCGUUAGGGAAAGCGCCUCUCUUCACUUUGCCCUCCACGAGUUCGACCUCGACGUCUGGAGGAUCCGCCUCCCGGACUCCACACGCCCGGAGCUCGCCACCGCCGUCUUAAACGCCGGCGAGCUGGUCGUGACGGUGCCCAAGAAAGGGCAAGCGUGGGAAGAUAACGAUGAGAAUAGUGGCAUGGACGCUGCUGCUACACUCUUGCUUGUACAGUGAUUUAUUUAUUUUGAGUAAUAUUAUGUACACACCUAAAAUUCUAUAAUAAUUUAUAUAAUA
This is a messenger RNA of Cajanus cajan (pigeon pea), 672 nucleotides long. RefSeq lists its product as uncharacterized. Lineage: Eukaryota; Viridiplantae; Streptophyta; Magnoliopsida; Fabales; Fabaceae. The record is from RefSeq and is a predicted model, not a curated record.